This is a messenger RNA of Vombatus ursinus (common wombat), 11710 nucleotides long. RefSeq names its product proline rich coiled-coil 2B (gene PRRC2B). NCBI's taxonomy places the organism in Eukaryota, Metazoa, Chordata, Mammalia, Diprotodontia, Vombatidae. Gene Ontology annotation, biological process: cell differentiation. The record is from RefSeq and is a predicted model, not a curated record. The transcript has 32 exons. The coding region runs from base 218 to 6949 and encodes 2243 amino acids.
CACAGACACAGACCGGGGACCGAGUUAAAGGAGGAGGAGGAGGCUCGGGAGGCUCAGCCAGCGCCGCCGCCUCUCAAUCCGCCGCCAUCCUGCUGCCUGAGCGCCCCUCUCGCCGCCGGAUUGGGAUUUCUCGGCACUGUCGGACCCCCGGAACCAGACCAGGCAAAUCGGGAGUGGUGCCGAGAAAAAUUUCCUUACUAGAUGACAUUUCAUCGCAAUGUCAGAUCGUUUGGGGCAAAUAACCAAGGGAAAGGAUGGGAAAAGCAAGUACUCGACUCUCAGCCUAUUUGAUAAGUAUAAAGGAAAGUCAGUAGAAGCUAUCAGAAGCACAGUUAUUCCUAGACAUGGCUUACAGAGUCUCGGGAAAGUUGCCACUGCCCGGCGAAUGCCGCCUCCUGCAAACCUGCCAAGCUUGAAGUCUGAAAACAAAGGAAACGACCCUAACAUCAUUAUAGUGCCCAAAGACGGUACAGGAUGGGCAAACAAGCAGGAGCAGCCAGACCAAAAGAGUUCCAGUGUGACGGCCGCACAGCCGCCGGAGUCGCUGCUGCAGCCGGGUUUGCAGAAAUCUGUCUCCAAUUUACAGAAGCCGACACAAUCAAUCAGUCAGGAGAAUACAAAUUCAGUGCCAGGUGGACCAAAGUCAUGGGCACAGCUGAAUGGAAAGCCAGUAGGACACGAAGGUGGUUCAAGGGGCUCAAGCCGACUAUUAUCCUUCUCUCCCGAGGAAUUUCCGACGCUGAAAGCAGCUGGCGAGCAGGACAAGGUUGGCAAAGAAAAGGGCGUCUUAGAUCUGUCGUAUGGGCCAGGACCAAGCCUCCGCCCGCAGAAUGUGACGAGCUGGAGGGAGGGCGGUGGGCGGAACAUAACCUCUGCCACAUCUCUGACCGCCUCCCCGACUGAGCCGGGCAGCAAGAACUCGAGUACAGGAGAUGGAGCCCCCUCCUCGACAUGUACCAGCGAUUCUAAGGAGCCUUCUCUCCGCCCGGCUCAGCCUGUCCGAAAAGGGGCUUCACAGUUCAUGGGAAAUGUAUACCACCCACCUACAUACCAUGACAUGCUUCCUGCUUUUAUGUGUUCACAGCAGUCACCAGAGACCCAGGGUACAGUGGAACGAGGGUCUUUUCCUCUUCCUCAACUACGCCUAGAACCUCGAGUUCCUUUUAGACAGUACCAGAUGAAUGACCAAGAUGGGAAAGAAAACAGAAUGGGAAUGUCCCGCCCAACACGCCCCAUAAGGCAGCUAGGGGAACGGGCUCCACGACCCACCAUUCUCAAUGCUGAAAACCUCAAAGGGCUUGAUGAACUUGAUACUGAUGCAGAUGAUGGUUGGGCAGGCCUUCAUGAUGAAGUGGAUUAUUCAGAGAAACUGAAAUUCAGUGAAGAUGAGGAAGAGGAAGAGGCUCUUAAAGAUGGAAGACAGAAGUGGAACAAUUGGGAUCCAAGGAGACAGCGGCAGUUGUCACUGAGUUCUGCAGACGGUGCUGAUGUCAAGCAUACCCUGGAUGAAGGAAAGAACUGGGGUGAAUCUAUGGGCUUAUCUCGGGCCAUCCGUAAGGUGCUAGAGCCUCAGCCGCCUUCCAGGAAGUUGAAUAGUUGGACCCCAACUCCUGAUUAUCAGAAGCCUUCAAUAAAUAACAUGCUCCGACAACAGUCUGUGGAAGACAAAGAGGACAAGAUGCCCCCACGGCAGAAGUUUGUACCCUCGGAAAUCUCUGAGGCUGUGGAAAGAGCCCGAAGACGCCGGGAGGAAGAGGAGCGUCGAGCCCGGGAGGAGAGAUUGGCUGCCUGCGCUGCCAAGCUCAAACAGUUAGAUCAGAAGUGCAAGCAAGCCCAAAAGGCCAGUGAGGCACAGAAACACCCAGACAGUGAAGCUCCCCGAUCCCCAGCCACGGAGAAAAGUUCCCCGCAGGAGAAUGGCCAGGCUUUCCACAAAGCAACACCUGAGUUACUUGCCCAGGAAUCUCCUGCUCCUUAUAAUAAAGAAGAGUCAGCUAUCCCUCAUGCUGUGACCCAGAGCAGCAGUGAUGAGGAACUCCGAGAAUCCACAUCUCCUGCACAAGAAUUCAACAAAUACCAAAAAUCACUUCCCCCUAGAUUUCAGCGCCAACAACAACAGCAGCAGGAACAGCUGUACAAGUUGCAGCACUGGCAGCAGCAGCAGCAGGUCUAUCCUCCACCUUCCCAUUCCCACCCUCAGCGUACCUUUUACCCACAUCACCCUCAGAUGCUGGGAUUUGAUCCUCGUUGGAUGAUGAUGCCUCCCUACAUGGAUCCACGAAUACCUCCAGCUCGAACCCCUGUUGACUUUUACCCUUCAGCUCUACAUCCUUCAGGAAUGAUGAAACCAAUGAUGCCACAGGACUCCAUCAAUGGGACUGGCUGUCACUCUGAGGAACAGAACUGUCCACCCCUAGUCCAAGAAAGGAAAAUGGCUUCAAUGGAGCCUGUUCCUGUGUGGAGCCAAGAGAGCUAUGUGACAAUUCAAAACAAGGGGUAUUCUCUCCCCAACCCAAAGCAAAAUGACCCAGCUCUGACAGUUGAAGGAGUACAUGCCAGGAAUGAAAGCUCUUACUCUCCCUCAGCUGGAAGGUCAGGAGGUAUAAGUGUCCAGCAUGAUCUUUUUGAAGAGAGAGGGGAUGAGUACUUAAAUGCUUUUGACAAGAAGGCCCAAACAGACUUUGACAGCUGUGUCUCUUCUCAAAGAAUAGGCCAGGAGCUUUUGUUUUCACCCCAGGAAAAUGUGCAGGAGGCAAUUGCUUCUGGGGUUCACCACACAAAUCUCAGGUGCUCCCCAUUGGAGUCUGACUUUGUCCCAGGUGAUAAAAAGCCAGAAUAUAGCAGUUGGGAUGUUGGACAUCAGCAGAAGCCCCUCGACACAACUAACAACCUAGAGGAAGAGGCUUCUAAGGAAGAGCAGUCCUUCAGCUCUGACCCAUGGAAGAAGGAGGGCAGUGUCAGCAAACAGCCUGCCUCAGAAACAGAAUGGGUCCCUGAGAGCCGAAACACCAAUAACCAGCAGCAGGAACAAAUCGGGAGGACCCGGAGAUCUGGUCCUAUUAAGAAACCUGUCUUGAAGGCUCUCAAGGUUGAAGAAAAGGAGAAGGAACUGGAGAAAAUUAAGCAGGAAGUGGGGGAAGAUAAAUUCCAUCUAGCCAAAGAGAAGGAACCACUGAACAAAGCUGAGAAUGAUGGGACUGAUGAGGGAGAUCCUACAUUGGUCAACUCUUCACAUUCCCUGCUGGCUCAGAAGGGCCCCUCCCAAACUAGCACUGGCCAUGAGGCUGAGAAGUUGGAGGAAGAAGAGAAACCUGAUAAGACCUGGGAGACCAAGGUGUCAAGGGAGUCCAGUGAUACUCCUCCAACAAAGAGGAAUAAUUGGAUUUUUAUAGAUGAAGAACAAGCCUUUGGAGGCCGAGGUCAGAAUAGAGGCCGUGGCAGAGGUUUCAGAGAAUUCACUUUCCGAGGUCGGGGUACUGGUGGAAGUAGCGGCAAUGUUUGUGGUAGUGGUGGUAUCAUUGGUGGGAGAGGAAUAUAUAACAACCAAAGAAGUACCCGAGGGCGGAGUCUCCGUGAGUUCAAUCAGUCUGAAGACUUCCCUAGAGGCAAGCCCCGACGCAGAAUUGCCAGUGAGACUCACAGUGAGGGCUCUGAGUAUGAAGAACUUCCUAAACGGCGACGUCAAAGGGGAUCAGAUAACGGGAAUGAAGGCUCCCAUCUGGAAAGAGAAGAGAGUGAAUUGAAGAAAGGUGAUUACAAAGAUUCCUGGCGAUCUAACAAGAUCUAUUCAGAUGACCACAGUAGUUUGGACACUAAGAACAGAGCCCCUCGAGCCUUUGGCCGAGCACUGCCCCCAAGGCUGAGUAACUCUGGGUAUGGACGGAGAAGCUUUGUGUCAAAGGAGUCAUCCCAUUGGCAGGGCAAAAGUAGUGGAGGUUCUUGGCAGGAAUACCACAAUGGUAUGUCCUCAGAUACUUUUGGGACUCGAAGACAAACAGACCGAGACUAUAUCCAAGAUAAUUACAAACAUUCUGAUUCAUUCAGCGGGAGAGGCUUUGAAGACAAUCACCUGGAUGAUAAGAGGUCCUUUUUCCAGGAUGAUUAUGCAGAUUCUGAAAAUGUGGAAAACCGGCCCUUCCGAAGACGGCGGCCCCCCAGGCAAGACAAACCACCUAGAUUUAGGCGUCUCCGACAAGAACGAGAGUCCUUAGGCCAGUGGGGUACGGAUGAGGGACCAAACUUACUUUCUUCUGGUCAAUGGUCAGGAAGGCCAAAGUUGGUUCUGGCAGAGAAAAGCAACCUGUCUGGCCGGAGAACCCCUGAACUCUCCUACCAGAAUUCUUCUGAUCAUGCCAAUGAGGAGUGGGAGACAGCAUCUGAGAGCAGUGACUUCAGUGAAAGGCGGGAGCGGCGGGAUGGUGGAACAGCUGAGGCUGAUCCCCAACUGGAUAGUAGCUUGUCUGGGACCAGUUUGGGUGAGAAGAGAGAAUUGGCUAAACGGAGCUUCUCUAGCCAGAGACCGCUAGUGGACAGGCAGAGCCGCAAGAUGGAACCUGGAGGGUUUGGAGAGAAGUCUGUAAGGCAAGGAAACAACGGAUCUGCUACCCGCUAUGAGACCCAACAGAAUGGGACACCUUUGAAAGCCAAAAGGUCUCCAGAAGAGGCUUUACCUGGAGGCGUUGGCAACUCUAACAGCGGGAGCAGUCAUUCCACGUAUAGUCUGGAACGAGUUGCCCACACCAACUCUGACCUUAUUGAAUCACCGGUGAAGAAGCCAGAGAAAGAAUCCAAGUUGGCUGUUCAAAGGGCAGGCGAGAAAGGAGAGGCCCUUCCACAGUUUGACUUAAGUUAUGGAAAUACUAUCAUAGACAAUCGGGUUUCAAAUCCUGGAGAAGAAAAUGAAGUGGGUUCCAUGGUGAAUGAAGGCUUCAUUGAGGUUUUAACUAAAAAGCAACGUCGCCUGAUGGAGGAAGAACGGAGGAAGAAAGAGCAAGCUGUCCAGGCACCCACUAAAAGCCGUGCUCUGUCAUCACGGAUUCCACCCCGAUUUGCUAAGAAGCACAAUAACCUAUGCUUAGAGCAAGGGGAUGGAGCAGUGCCCAGCAGCAGCCUGGGCACAGAAAUCUGGGAGAGUAACAGCCAAGCCCUUCCGGUCCCGUCCACCAGCAGCGAUUCCUGGAGUAAAGCUGUCAGCGCCUUUACCAGUGCGGAGUCCAGCUCUGCAGAACAGGGUUUUAAAAGCAGCCAGGGAGAUAGUGGCAUUGACUUGAGUGCAGAAUCUCGGGAGUCUUCUGCGACCUCCUCCCAGAGAAGUUCCCCCUAUGGCACUCUCAAACCAGAGGAGAUGAAUGGGCCUGGCUUGGCGGAACCCAAAUCUGACUGCCAGAAGGAGCAGGCUCAGAAGCAAUCUGAGAAAAAGGAUUCAGAACAAAGUUCAGGACAGAACAAGGAGCACAAGCCUGGACCCAUCGGCAAUGAGCGCUCUCUGAAAAACAGAAAGGGCUCUGAGGGUGGCGAGCGACUGGAAGGCAAUGUCCCACCUGUUAAUGGGGUGGAGAUUCAUGUGGAUUCUGUGUUGCCUGUUCCACCCAUUGAAUUUGGAGUCAAUCCUAAAGACUCUGAUUUCAGCCUGCCUCCUGGCUCUGCUUCCAGUACUGCAGCAAACCCAGUUGUCAAACUGCAGGAUGCCUUGGCCAGUAACGCAGGGUUAACACAGUCUAUUCCCAUUCUCCGACGAGAUCAUCACCUCCAGCGGGGCAUCAGCCUGAACCCAAUGUCUUUCCCUACAGCUGACCUCACUCUCAAGAUGGAGUCUGCGCGCAAAGCUUGGGAGAACUCACCCAGUUUGCCUGAGCAGAAUUCUCCAGGAGGAGCUGGUUCAGGCAUCCAGCCUCCUUCCAGUGUUGGAGCUUCCAGUGGGGUCAACUACAGCUCUUUUGGCGGAGUUUCCAUGCCACCUAUGCCUGUGGCAUCUGUAGCACCUUCUUCUAUUCCAGGUAACCACAUCCCACCUUUGUAUCUGGAUGGCCAUGUGUUUGCAAGUCAGCCCCGUCUGGUUCCCCAAACGAUACCUCAACAGCAGAGUUACCAACAGGCUGCAGCUGCCCAACAGAUUCCAAUUUCUCUCCAUACAUCUCUGCAGGCACAAGCUCAGCUUGGGUUGAGAGGUGGACUUCCUGUCUCCCAGUCUCAGGAGAUCUAUAGUUCUAUACAGCCCUUCAGAUCUCAGGUGUAUAUGCACCCCAGCCUGUCCCAGCCCAACACCAUGGUCCUAACUGGAGGAACUGCCUUGAAGCCUCCUUAUUCUGCUUUUCCGGGCAUGCAGCCCUUAGAGAUGGUCAAGACUCAGUCUGGAUCUCCUUACCAACCAAUGAAUGGAAGCCAGGCUCUGGUGUACGAGAGCCAGCUCAAUCAGGCAGCUGGAAUGGGGGCCUCCCAGAUGAUGGACUCCCAGCUAACACAGCAGUUAACGAUGCCGUUGCCUGGCUCCCAACUACCUUUGCCUCGGUAUGGUUCUGGUCAGCAGCCAUUGAUUUUACCACAGUCCAUUCAGCUGCCGCAGGGACAGAAUCUCCCUGUAGGAGCUCCCCGAAGAAUCCUUCCACCUGGAUCCCAGCCUUCUGUCCUUGCUACCAGCAGAGAGUCCUCUCAGAUGGAGAUGAAGGGGUUUCACUUCGCUGACGGUAAACAGAACAUCCCUUCUGGAGGGUCUGUUCCAUCACCACAGACCUACAGGCCUAGCUCUGCUAGCCCCAGUGGGAAGCCAUCUGGACCAGCAGUUAACAUGGGCUCUGUGCAGGGACACUACGUUCAACAGGCACAACGAGUGGAUGAAAAUAAGCCCAGCCUGGGAGCUGUGAAGUUGCAGGAGGCGGCCUCCGCCACACAGAUGAAGCGAACUGGAGCAAUCAAACCUCAGGCCGGGAAAGUCGAGGAUAGCAAGGCCUAGGAGUGCCUGUUGAUGCCUGCCAUGCCAGCUCACACACAGCACCGCUGCUGUCCUUACACAACUGGAUGUUUGGAAAUCUCGCCAGAUCCAUCAUCCCGACAACUUGACUUUGACUUGACUCAAGUGACAUCUUCAGAUUUUCCUCCCUUUCUCCCCCCUCCCCCCCAUUCCCUUCUCUUUCAACAGUGGAUAUGACAUUGACCUGCUUGCUUUAAUAACAAAACAGGCAAAUGAUCCCUUCACCCCUGCCCCACCCCAUCCUUCAUUUCCCUACCAUGACUGUUGAGUGUGCAGUGCAGGUUCACCUCCCAGUUCCCCCUCUCACUCUGCCUCCUGCUGUCAUACAGCUCAUUAAGCAACAGCAGCCUUCUCUUCCCAAAACUUUCUCCCAGCAGAGUGAUACCCAGGCACAGGAGUAUGGUAAUAACAGGGGCAUUUUAGUUUGAGGCUUUUCAUUUUAAAAGGCAGCUGAGGUUUUUAACGAAGGAAAAAGCAAAAACAAAAAAACAAGCUAUAUCUAUGUAUAGCAAAACGUUUAUAUGUUCUUUCUGCUCCUUCCCAUCCAUCACUUCUAACCAAAAUAGUUUCCUUUAGCCUCUUUCCUUCAUUUCAUGUUGCAAUGCUACGUUAAGACUGACUCUAAAACCAUUGUUUUCCCCACUUGUUUCCCUUGAAAUUAUUUGCAAAAAAAAAAAAGAAGAAGAAGAAGAAGAAAGAAAGAGAGAACUCUUAAGCUUUUAGUAAAUGGCAUUCAUGAUUCUCACUAGAAGUGAAUUUGUAACUAAGGCAUAAGAUAGAUUGGUGUAUUGAUUGCAUCCUGACUCCUGUCCUGGUUACUAUGGGAAGUUUGUUGCCCGGAGAAACAGGAUGACGUUUUCAGCAUGAGGGAAGAUGCAUAGGCCCAUCUGAAUCUGGAUGAAAGAUUGCCUCCCAAGACAGCCAGGGAUAAGUCACGGAUUUGCUAACUCACUGGUGUAUUCCAAACUUCUCCUUUUGCAUGAAUGAGAAGAGCUGACCCGUGAGGUUCCUCUGGCAGCUCCUUGUAGUUGUAUUGGCCUCGGUGUUGUGCAGGCCAGUUCUUUCCAUCAUCCUUGCCCCUCUGGGCUGAUAUAUGUGUGCACUUGUUUUAUUUUCUAGAGCUCCUUUCUGGAGGAAAGCUCUUGGAGGAGCUUUGCCUCUCCCCUAAGUGGCCCUCUGGUCCUUCUGUGUUUUCCUGUCUUCUCUGCAGAGCUCGUCACUAAUGAAACAGUGGAAAUUGAUCUGCAUAGCAGUAAUGGUGCACAAAUUUUUUUUUUCAUCUUUUAGCAAAAAUGUAGGGUCUGCAAGGCAGUUUUAAGUCUUUUUCUUCCCUCAGCAAAGCAGACCUAGGCUACUCCUGGAUCAUAUGAAACCUGGACUCUGCAGCAGGUGUCUCAAAGAUCAUCACUAUUUUCUCUGGAAAAUGGACCAUGUCUUAAGUCAACUGAACUCCUCCAGCUAAAUAUCUUUGCGAGCUAUGUUCUUUUUUCAAGGCAACAACAACAACAAAUUGUGGUUCUGUCACUCACAGGUUAGGGGGUGGAAGUUUGAAUUUUUUGCAUGUUCUUCUGAUGACCAACCAGCCAUCUGCUGAUAGGAAUGACUACAGCUUGGUGUCUUAUCUACUGGUGGUUCCAAAGAAGACUUUUGUAUGAGGAGGGCAUUGUAGAGGGGACUGUCAGGUGGUGUUACAAGACUUGGGUCCUCCAAGGUUUUAUAGGGAUGCAUUCAAGUUAUAAGCUAGGUAUAAAUGUGCAGUAGGCACAGCUCUUCAAGUUAUUUCCCCACAUAAGUAAUGGCAUCUCCUUCUUUGCCCCUCAUAGAUUGUGGGAAAAUACAAAUCCUUACAGAACUGUGUUAAAUUACUUUCUCAGUUUUGUUAUUUUGAUGAUGGUUAUAACUUUAUGGUGGAGGGUCAGUAUGUCUUCUAUUCAGUAACAUCUAGGGGCAGGGAAAUUUGGUUAAGAAUCUUUUCUUUUUUUCCAUAGCCUUCACCAACCUGCCUCUCUCAGACCUUACUUACACCAGCUUGACUAUUUUUCUCUCUCAUUCCCAACAGCCUUAUCCCAGGAGCCUGUUCUCCAAGGAAUGCCCUAUUGUUGGACGACCCAGCAUUGGCCUGCCCCAUGCAUACAUCAUCUACUUUUCCUUCUCUUCCCCUAUGCCUUGGAGCUUGUGUGAGCAUAUGAAUAGUCUUCUACCUUUAUUACUUCUCCCUCUGCUCCCCUACACCAUGAUUAUUGCUGGUCUAUCCUUAUUCUGAGUCUGUCAGCUCAGACCACACAAAUUGAAGUCUCUACUUCUGUAGUUUAGAGACUCAUUUAAAUCUAUUCACACCAGAUCUAGGUGCACACUACUACUUUUACUUAUCAAAAGGGAAAAAAAAUUAUUCUUCCUUUCAUUAUCCUAUUAUACAUGACAGUCCUAAAUGCUGUUACAGAGUUGACUCUGAAAAUAAUACAUCCCUCAGGCAUACAAUGCCAUCAAAAUGAUAGUACUUCCUGUUUGAGAAAAGAAAAAUUAAGACAAGGUCCCCUGUUCCCCUACCCUUUUCUCUUUUACUCCCCCAAAACACUAGAAUUUAUUUAUACGUAUUUGAUGUUGUAGGUCUAGGUGAAAAAAAAAAAAAGUAAAUGUUUCACUCCUCUAUUUAUAUAUAAUGUCUGAAUUAUUCUGUGCAGGAAAGGCCAAGAAAUUGCAUGUGAAUUUCUCAUUGCGUUCACCACCACUGUGUAACUGUUCAGCUGCGGUUUCUUUUCUCCUUUAAGAUACAGAUUUAAAAUCAGACUUUUUGAGGGACAGUGAGAGGCCUCGCUGCUCCUCUGUCCCUUUGUAUGAUGGAAAGCAGUUUUUAGUACAGAAACAUUUUAAGGUGCAAUAUCCCUCUUCCUGUCAUGUGGUUUUAGAGCAAAAGCUCCAGGUAGUGUGACUUCCAGUCCUGGCCCGUUUGAACCCCUGUUCUCCCAGUGCAGAUGUAUUCACAGGCUUCUGUUGGGGUUUCAUCAGUUCCCUGGAGGGAAUAGAGCAGAUUACACAUUAAAAUAACAACAGCAACACAAACUGCAGUUCCUUUUAGGUCAUAGUGGAUUUUAACUCUUCUGCUACUGAGGUGAGGAUUCAGAAUUAACUCACGGAAUCUUUGCUUAAGAAUUACUUUGGUCUUGGAUGCCAGUCAGCUUUGCCCCAGCUGUUGAUAAAGUGCAGUUUGCACGGGGAGGAGGGGAAACUGGGUUGCUCCACACGUGGUCUUAGAAAGCUGUGUUUUGCCACUCUAUUAUCUACCUGAUUAAGCAAAGGUCCAGAGUAUAUAUCUGUGUAAUUGUAGUAUGUUGUUUAUCCAGUGACUAGUUGUUUAUCAGCUACAUUAAGUCUGGUUUCAUUUCUUGUCAGGACAUUUUUUUUUUUAAGUUUGGCAUUACUAAACUCUGGCUUUAGGUUUCAUCUUAAGGGAAAACACAAAGGAUAAAGUUAGUAUAUGCUCAGAUGUACAGACGGAAGGUGUGGUUUCUAUUUUCAGAAACUAAAAAGUCUUUCCUCACAACCAUUGCAGAGCCACAUUUGGGAACAUUAGGGUAUCAGUUUAAAAUCUGGAUAUCAAUUAUGCCCAACUAUGUGUUGACCUUUCUGCACUCCUAGAUCUGCCUUCUAGAUGUUUACUGCAAAUCUUAGAUUCUUACUGUAGCCAUGGGACUAUGUGUAAUGAGGCAGUGUGCUGUAUGUUUGUACACUUGGUUGUCAUAUAAAUUACAUAUGAAUGCACUGUCAUUGGGUGGCAUGUUUUCCCAGGCACACAACAGGUCCUCAUGACCCAGCUGCUCUUCAUUGCUUGCUGGCUUCUUUCCUUAGUAAGCAGGGGAGCUGGUGCAUGUUUGCUUUUCAUUCCAUACAUCUCUUCCCCACUCUUUUUUUUUUUUUAAUCACAGGGUAAGCUCAGAGACAAUGCUCUGUGAUUUUCUUCUGAAAGCCAGUGGCACUGACAUUUUCUUUUGUUACAUUUUCUGAUGGAAUGGGAAAUACAAAUGUCAGGAAAAUGAGCCUCCCAACUCAUUGGUGUGACCCAAGGACAAAUGGAUUAGUUUGGGAUUGCAAUAAUUCCUUGUGAUUCAGAACAGAAAGAUAAAUCUGUGGUGUAUGUGAAAAUCUGAUGGUCACCCAGCCAGCUGUUCUUACUGUUGCUGCCAGUGUAUAUGGCUUCGGUGAUUUCCCUGGCUUAUCAGAACAUCUAACGGUUGCCUCAUUUCCUCUGAUUCCCUCACCCACCUGUUAUGGUGGCCCUGGAAAUGGUAGUGUAGUGGCUUAUGGCCACAUUAACAUGUGGAGGCACCUGUUAGUGUAAACCCAUUUAGGCUCUAUGAUGACAUUCAUUGUUUUCAAUUGGGAUAUUGUACUCCUUAAAGCUUUUAACCUCAUGCCCUGUAUAGUAAAAAGAUUUUGUUUGGGUUUUUUGUUUUUGUAUUUUUGGCCUUUCCUCUCUUUGUCUUUUCAUGUAGACCAGAUAUUUGAAAGGGCAGACGAUGGAUAAAAGUGUAAUGUGCAACCUGUUUAUAUAUUAUUUUUUGGAAACUAUUUUAACUUGGAUGGGAAACUAGAAUCACGGAAUCACCAGGCCAGUGGUGGCACUCUUGCCCUUUCCCUCCGUUUCAGUACCUAUUGUUUCUCCUUUCAAAUAUGUGAUUGUAUUAGCUCUUUCCAUAUGAAAGAAUUCUCCUUAUUUAAAUAAAAAAAUUUUAAAAAUAAAGCAUA